Molecule: messenger RNA, 1881 nt
Organism: Vanessa tameamea
Lineage: Eukaryota; Metazoa; Arthropoda; Insecta; Lepidoptera; Nymphalidae
Product: trafficking protein particle complex subunit 12
Exons: 11
Coding region: 79-1812 (577 amino acids)
Cellular component (GO): Golgi apparatus; TRAPP complex
Molecular function (GO): protein binding
Source: RefSeq, a predicted model, not a curated record
UCACAGAGUAUAUUCAAUACUAGAUUUUGACAGAAACACAAUAGUGAUCAAUAAACCGAUGUAAUCAAUCGCAAAAACAUGGAUAACAAGCCGAGUUUAAGCCAAUAUUUUGGCAGUAAUGAAGUACCACCAGCUUCCCAAUUCUUCGACGAAAUAGGAACAUCGCCUACAGAUAUGAUACAGAGUGUUUAUUUGGGAGAUCCGGAUACACGCCCGCAGACUACUGCAACGGGAAUUUUCCCACAAAAUAUGACUACGUCUUUCAUACAAAACAAAAUGCCUCAAGAGAUGACGUUUACUAACGUCGUACCCACAGUGAGCGGUUCUACGGCCAUUCCAGCUGCAAGCCUGCCUGAUCCAUCAACAUUCUUCGAUACUAUAGGACCGGAACCACAAAUCGGAUCUAUCAAAAGCGGUGUUACUGCAACUUCCGUGCUAUCUGAUGCAAUGGAUGGAUUAAGUAUCAAGAACCAACCCAUAGAUAAAGAUGCAGACCGAAGAAGAGAUGCGUGGAUUCCUAAUGAAGAUGCUAAGAAAACAUUAUUGAAGGCCCAAUCUUCACCGAAGGGUUCAUUUUUCCCCGAAAGAGAAGUGCUCACAAUGCCUGGGAUAGUUUUGGAAGAAGAAUUGGCAGAUGCACUUCAAGAAGUAGCGGUUAAAUACCUCGGAGUAAGUUCGGCCGGGAUACACGGUGUGGUCCGCGCGGAGCACGUGAGCAGAGACGAGGCUGGAUUAAGAGAAUUACUUCGUACGGGCUAUUUGCGAUCUGCAAUCAAUCUUACGGCUACACUGAUCAGUGCCGCUGGACAAGGUGCAGGUCGCAUGCACAGACCAACUAAGCAUACGCCAAGAUCGUUACAGCUCUGGUUAACAAGAUUCGCAGUCAUGUGCCGCAUUAAACUUUAUGAGCCAUUGAUGAAGGAGGCUGAGCCGUUUGGAGAUUUCUCUAAACCGGAUAUGUUUUAUCAGUUCUAUCCGGACUCAUACGAGAAUCGAACCGGUUCACUGGUGCCGUUCUCAUUGCGUCUCUUGAUCGCUGAACUACCGAUGCACGCAAAUAAACCAGAAGAAGCAAUGGAUAGAUUGUACGCGAUGCUCGACGUCAUAGAACAGAUGAUAGCAAACCUGAACGAGGGUAAGAUCGAAGACGGUACUGGCACCAUCUCAAUAGAGGACCAGAAUGAAUCGUUGCGGCUUUGGACAGCUAGACAGACGCGAGUUUUACAUUCGAUCGUAAACUGUGCGAUCGCGUUAAAGGACUACCGGCUGGCCGGCAACGUGCUGUCGUCGCUGGGCGCGGGGGCGGGCGCGGGCGCGGGCGCGGGGGCGGCGCAGCGCCGCGCCGUCGCCAGCGCGCUCUGCCGCGUGGCGCUGCUGGCGGGGCACGUGCGCGCCGCCGCCCGCCACUGCGACGCCGCGCGGGACCUGCGCCACCAUCUAUGCCCAACCCCGGAUGUACGAGAGUACGUCGACCUCGGUCUUAUAGAUAUAGCGCAUGGAAAAUACCAGGACGCAUACAACAAUUUCGCGAAAGCAGCCGACCAGGAACCAACGAAUAUUAUGGUUGCAAACAACUUGUCAGUAUGUCUUCUCUACAUGGGACGACUCAAAGAGGCCAUUGCUGUACUCCAAAAAGCAAUCCACUCGGAUCCGGAACGCGGGUUAAAUGAGAGCCUACUUAUAAACCUUUGCACAUUGUACGAGCUAGAAUCUUCUAAAACUAAUGAAAAGAAACUCAAUUUGUUAAGAAUGCUGUGCAAACAUAAGAGCGAUACAAUCCCUAAUGUUUUGGAAUGUCUGAAGUUAACUUAAUUAUAUGUAAAAAUAAAACUUUAGAUAUAUGGCAUCCGUAAGUCUUAAAUCAUUUGUAUAUGUAUGAAG